CCGCGUUAGGACAAACUUCAAACCGGUUUAAAUCCCCGCUUGGCGUCCCGGUAACGACGCCGUGAGCCGCUUGAUGCACCGGGCGGACCUGUAAGAACCGGGUCUGUUCACGGUAAACGGUUUCAGGCGCAAACGCGCAGUUCCUCGCGAUAUUGACCCCGCAGUCUGAUUUCCGGUAAACAGCGCAGACCGACAGGUAUCGAUCCUCACUUCCUGUUUAUGUAGCGUAGCUUCGAUGAGAAAUUCGUUAACUAGAAUGCUGCGUUCAAGUGAAAGAAAAGAGAAUCUGAAAAGUGAUGAGAAAGCGGAAUAACCGUGAGGACAGCGACCGGGACCUGAAGCAGCGGCCCGGCAGCGGAGCAGCGGGGCCCGCAGCGGGACGAGAGGGGGGCAUGGGGAAACCGUUCAGGAGGUUGGGUCUGCUGGGGAAGAUGAAGAAGAUGAUGCUGUGGCUGCUGGUCGUCUACGUCUUCAUUCCCUUUAUCGUCAAGCUCUGUCCCUCCAUCCAGGCCAAACUCGUCUUCCUCAACUUCGUGAGGAUGCCGUACUUCAUUGACCUGAAGAGACCUCUGGACCUGGGACUGAACCACACACGCAACCUGUAUCUGGAGCCAGAGGCGGGGCUUAAGAUCGGAGUCUGGCACACAACCCCAGCUCUUAUGUGGAGAGCAGCUGAGGGGAAACGAGGCGACUGGUACGACUCCACCUUUAGCUCCUCCCACCCUGUCAUCCUCUAUCUCCAUGGAAACGCAGGGACCAGAGGAGGAGACCACCGUGUUCAGCUGUACAAGGUCCUCAGUUCUUUUGGAUAUCACGUCGUCACGUUUGAUUACAGAGGGUGGGGGGAUUCAGAUGGCUCUCCCUCAGAGGGGGGGAUGACAUCAGACUCUCUCUUUGUCUACGAUUGGCUGAAACGACGCGUGGACGACAAAACGCCGCUUUACAUCUGGGGACACUCUCUGGGAACGGGAGUUGCCACCAACCUGGUCAGAGAGCUGUGUGACAAAGGAAGUCCUCCUGAUGCUCUGAUCUUAGAGUCUCCGUUCACCAACAUCAGAGAGGAGGCCAGGAGCCACCCCUUCUCCAUGGUCUACAGGUACCUGCCCGGGUUUGAUUGGUUUUUCCUGGACGCCAUCACAGCCAACAACAUCCGCUUCGCCAGCGAUGAGAAUGUGAACCACAUCUCCUGCCCCGUGUUGAUCCUCCACGCUGAGGACGACCCCGUGGUUCCUUUCCAGCUGGGCAAAAAGCUCUACAGCGAGGCCUCCCAGUCCCAGAGCCUCAGCGGGCACAAGGUGCAGUUCGUUCCCUUCUCCUCGGCUCUGGCCUACAAGCACAAGUUCAUCUACAGGAGCCCCGAGCUGCCCAACAUCCUCAGUGAUUUCUUCGGCUCGGCAGCAGACGGGCGAUCUCACCUGAAGACGCACGACCUAUCAUAACUUAAUAUUCUGGACUGGACGCACGAUUCCUUUUGACUUCCUGUUUCCAUUCCGUUUACGGCGAGGAGGACGAGGACGAGGAGGAUGAAGAGGAGGACGAGAAGAGAGAACUUUCCUUUUGAAAUAUUUAAAUCUUCUUGAUUCUUUAACACACGUGUGUUUAAUUUCAGUUUUGAAUCUCUUUUUGUUUUUAAUAAUUGUCUUCUCAGUUUUAAUGCCUGUUAUGACUUGAAUUAUGAAUUAAAGAUUUCUUGUUUUAUGUAA
Messenger RNA from Cyclopterus lumpus (lumpfish), 1703 nucleotides. RefSeq names its product abhydrolase domain containing 12, lysophospholipase (gene abhd12). Gene Ontology annotation, biological process: phosphatidylserine catabolic process; monoacylglycerol catabolic process. Gene Ontology annotation, cellular component: endoplasmic reticulum membrane. The coding region runs from base 297 to 1439 and encodes 380 amino acids. Gene Ontology annotation, molecular function: phosphatidylcholine lysophospholipase A1 activity; monoacylglycerol lipase activity. The record is from RefSeq and is a predicted model, not a curated record. Lineage: Eukaryota; Metazoa; Chordata; Actinopteri; Perciformes; Cyclopteridae. The transcript is spliced from 14 exons.